AUGCGGCGCACUGUAAUGCCUCCGCCACCAGCGACAGCUUUGUAUGACCCUGCAUUUUGUAAAUCAGACGAUGAUUCAUUAGAUGACCAUAAAUCAUCAUGUAGCACAGAUGAAAUGCGUGUCCGACCAUUGGAAACUUUCAUCAAGUCCAGGAAAGACGGUAGCGUACGAGUUGCAGUGCGUAUUCGCCCCAAAUUGCCUCGAGAACUUAUGCGAAAUGCUGCGACGUGUGUGAAAAAGUCGAAACAUGUGGAAAACACCAUUGAAUUGAGUACAGGAGAAACUACCCACAGAACGUUUACGUUUGAUCAUGUCUUUUCCGAGUCGACAAAGCAAAAAGAGCUGUAUGAGGAGGCACUGCAUCCUUGGAUGGCGUCGUUCCUACAGGGAUUUAACGUGACGGUUAUAGCGUACGGACAGACAGGAUCUGGAAAGACGUACACUAUGGGAAAUAGCAUGCCGUCCACGUCCGUGAUAGUCGAUCGUUUAUUUGGACGAUCUCUUUCACGUGAUGACAACAACGACGAGGAAGCUGUAGAUACACUACAGAGUGAUGAAGGGCUGAUUCCUAGGUUUCUACACCAUUUGUUUACAAAUAUGAACGAGACAAGAGGCAAUUUUCAAUUGUCAGUGUCGUUUUUAGAAAUAUACGGAGAGGAUAUUCACGAUUUAUUAGAAAGUCCAGAGACGCAGAGAUUUAGUCGACGGUCGGAGCCUUUGCAAUUGAGAGAGAAUAAGAAGAAUGGUGUGUGGGUGCAGGGACUGACGGAGGUGCGGGUAUCGAAUCGACAAGACGCUAUUAAGCAAUUGCGGCGAGGAUCACUGCAACGGGUUACUGCUAGCACACAGAUGAACGAACGUUCCAGUCGGUCCCACGCUGUAUACACGGUCAAGGUUGUCCAGCGAGUAUCUAAAUGUGAAUCUAAGAAGGCUUUACUUGUGCGAGACGAUCUUGAACCCUACAGUGCAAGGAGGCCCACUGCUCAUGCAUUUGGGUUGCCUAAUGUGCAAGGCGAUGUCUCCGAAUCUGAUACGGUGAUUGUGUCAAAACUUACAUUUGUAGACUUGGCAGGAAGCGAGCGAUUAAAGAAGACGCUUGCGGAAGGCGAACGCAUGAAGGAAGGCAUUCAAAUCAACGUUGGUUUAUUUGCUCUCGGCAACGUCAUCAAUGCGCUUGGCGAUGAUAAGCGUCGGACAGCAUCAAACGUACACGUUCCUUACAGAUCUUCAAAGCUAACGCGGCUGCUUCAAGAUGCGCUCGGUGGAAACAGUAGGACUUUGUUUAUUGCAUGCGUGUCUCCUGCAGACUUGUACGUAAAUGAGACCUUAAACACGCUUCAGUACGCAAACCGCGCCAAGAAUAUCCAGAACAAGGCAGUGAAAAAUAUUGAUAGCCGGUUUGCUGAGCUGGCAAAUUUGAAGGCGUUUAAUCAGCUUUUGUGCCGCGAGCUGGUUAAGGCAAUCAUUGUAGGUUUUGGGGAUGGAUGGUCUAAUGAUAUCGACACCUGGACGGGAAACUGUAUGACAAACUCAAGCGUUUUGGCGUACUUAAGCAAAAUUGAACGUCUAACAGCAUCGGCAGGACCAGAGACGUCUAAUGAGGAGCGUCUUAUUGAAACGCGGCGCCUAUUGAAUGGCCUCACUGCUUACCUGUGCGGGUUAGUGCCGAAUAAUGAAUACCGACGGGCUGCUUCAUUGUCAAGUUUGAACGAAAAUAAGGCCGAUGAAAUUAAGUCUCCCGAUGAACAUCUAGAUUUCGUUAGCGACAGUGGCUCUUCCGUGGCAAUUAUGGAAGAUCGGAAGAUCGAUAUGGAUGACACGUUUGUGUCUCCUUACCCAAUAGAAAAGCUAUGCCGCACAUUGGAAGUAAUGAAUUGUGCGUAUGAAAUGCAAGAAAUGCAACUAGAAAUGAAACGACAGCGUGAAUUAUUCCAAGCUAAAUUGCUCAAUUUGGAAUCCCGGCAUCACCGCCAGGAGUUAUUGCGAAACGGAUUGUCGGAUAUGAUUGACAGGAUGCAAACAUGGCUACCUGAAUCUCUAUUGGACCACUCAUCACAAGAUACAAGAAAGACAAUUUAUCGCAGCUUGGAAGCUGCCAAAGCAAAGAUGGCGCUGAUGGAAGUUGAUAUGAUGGAUAUUCAGACCCAGAAAGCGACACUGACAAGCGAACUGGAAAUGAAGAUGAAACGUUAUCAAAAGCAGUGGAAAUUGAAGCAAGAACAAAUUGACGAGAUGAGAGCAGUUUCGGGAGAGACCAUGACGAACGCACUCAACGUUUUGACCCGGAAAACUGAAAUUAAGGUUUGCUUUGACGGCUACGAUCUUGAGAGUAUUUUUAGAUACCUGAAGGAUGAAGAACAAGAAAUGGCGGGUUUCCUUGACGAAGGUGAUGAAGCGAUUUCGUUCAUGUCGCCUUUGUUCACUCAGGCAGAGUUAUCUUCGCUGCAGUCCCGCGACGUACUAUCGAUGAUUCAGGAACAGCUUCGGAUCGCCUUUGACAAAGAAGCUCUCGAGGCUUCAAUGAACAAGGAGCUACGAAAGCGAGCACAGUUGUUUGAGAAUAUUACGAGCGGGCUAGUGGCUUGUCAUUGCGGUGAGAUCACCGAGCAGGAGUUUAUGGAAAAGAAUGAGCAAAAUCUGAAAGACUGUGAGGAUAACAUAUGCCAGCUUCGUGAUGCUAUGCGCGCAAAGCGGGAUCAGCGAGCAUCAAUGGCUGAAAUACUUGAAUCGAUUGUGUCGUUAGGCGCGGCAAAAGACCUGAUUCGAUUGCUUAUUGUCGAAAUAUAUUCUCGCUGGCGAAGUUACAUGGUGGCUGAUGAAGAGGAGGAAUUAAGGCAGCAAAGAGAGGCAGAAGCAAUUGCAAAGGAAAACAUGGCUGCACUGAAGACUGACAUGAACGUAGAGAUGGAAAAGAUAGAAGCAAAAUAUGAACAGGAUCUUCUGUGCGCCUUUCAAAUGGUGACGAGCUUCAAUGACGCAGUCAGGUUUGAUGAGCACCGACAGGUGCAAGAUUCUGUAACUGAUACAGGCGUAGCGACCAGCAUUACUUUGUUGGAAGAGCGUGAAAAGAUGCUUGUCGCUCAACUUUCCGAAAAAGAAAAGGAAAUGAUGCUUAUGCGUGUGGAGUUAAACCACUUUCAAGCGUCAGCGAAGAGCAUGGAGGGCAAGGAGAAAUCCUUGUGCUUGAUGAGCCGAUGCGAGAAGAUUCGGCAAGAGUUAGGCUUGAAUGACGAAGACCAGACCAACACGUACCAAGAUAUUGACGAACUUUUGAUAAAAAAAUGCUCUCAAGAGCUAGAAGAACUUGAAGCUGCCAGAGAAAAGCUUCAAGCUCGAAUUCGCGACGCCUAUCGUGUCAUCAGUCGAAUGGAAGCGGUCCUACACGUGACCGAUCCAUUGGAUAUCCAACUUCUUCCUUCAGUCGCGGAAGGGACACUACUUGAACAAGAGAAAUAUCUACUUUUGCUGCAAAAGCGUUUGUCGAGUGAGUUGUGGGAACGCUUAAGUACUCGUAUUCGAACCUUUGAGGUUAUCAUGGAGCUAGCGUGGGGCCUUCAGAUUAGAUCGACAGAAGAUUUUCGCCAUGUUCCUAAAGAUGACUUGGACAAUUUUGACGUGCAUAUCAUGAAAUUUGAAACAGUGGACUUAGACGUUUGGAAAAGCUAUUAUAAGAGAAAGGACUCUGCUGAUGCGCUUGACCAAUUUCUGGAUUACCUUGGUGAGAAGGGCGAAGUAUCCCGUUCGUCUUUACAGCAAGACAAGCUUCUUCAUCAAACUUUGCUGAAAGAAAAGACGAAGCGAAUUGCAGAGGUGGAAGAAUAUCUAAAGGCUAUUAGGACGUUGGCGCGUAAAUCUCAUUUAUCACAAGAUGAUAUCAUGUCGGUGGUUUACGCUAUACGCGAUAAAGAGGGUUCUCCUGACGGCACAGUGGAUAGUACCAACACUGUGUUUGAGGAUGUUUGUGCUCGAAUUCUGCAGACGGGUGGUCACCUUGAUGUCAGCAAGCGAGGGUUGGAAGUUUUUGCAAUGGUGCUUCGAGGAUUUGAAGAGGUUCAAGCAGGACGGUUAAAUGCACUGGACAAUCUGUACAGAAUUGUAGACGAAGCUGCAAUGCUGACACAGAACGCAACUACCAGUGGUGCUGUGGACGAAGAAGCCUUAACAAACCAUCACUACUUUAAUUGUUCGCGGCCUGAAACCCCACAAGAUGAUGAAAACUUAAUGGACACUCUUGUUGCUGGCAAGGGGAUAAUUAGCACCUUGAGUAAACCUGUAGAGAGCUCAUUGCGCAGUCUGUUUUAUUCGAUGAACGAGGACUUAGCAUCUUUUGGCAUCGACACAGAAGAGCAGCGCAUGAGCUUUUAUCUAGGCUGCAAGGGCGAGGAUCAGACAUCCCGGCGCGCCAUACUGAAUAAGUAUGCAGUGGUGCCAUGCAUUGCAUCAAGCGUGCAAGGUGAAGAGGACGUCUUGGAUUCAGCAAUUCAGGAAAGACCGCCAAACUGCAGCGAUUCAUUUCUGUCCAGACUUGAUCCCGAAUUCGAAAAACUACACGACACGUACUCAAUAUCGUAUGGAGAUCAGCAGUUGUGGAAGCUUCGCACCUCUAUUACAGACAAGCAAGAAGUGGAAAUUACAGUGAAUAGCGCGCAAAAUCGACUGCGAUCGCUGCAGAAGGUCAUGAAGAUAUUUAGCAAAAUUAACGAAUUUAAGGGCAAGAUUGCUGAAUUUGAAGCACACGCAAGUGAGAAAGACCGCUUGUUUGGUAAUUCACUCAGACUGCUAGAAGAAGAGCGUUUUCGCAAGAUGGCAGCCAAGCACUACCCUAACUUACUAGCGGCACUUCGAAAAGAAGUAUCGCGCUGGCUGGAAAAUGAAGAUGGCGAGUAUGAUCUUAGUGUACUUGGCGAGGACCUUAAGAAUCUCUUGUUGGAUAUGAUGAACACUGACACAGGCCUUAUGCACCUGGACUUGGGAAUUGUGCGUUCUGCGACGAAGCAAUCCUUAAUAUCUAGCUCAAGCAGUUGCAAUCCUCAAGCUACUACCCCAAGCUGCGAUCAACAAGCUGCUACCGCUGCGAGAGCUCGUGGUCAAUCGCUAAGUGGGCACAGUCACAGUCAACGAGCUGGAAGCCUCAAAUUCGACCAGAAGUAA
Molecule: messenger RNA, 5151 nt
Organism: Peronospora belbahrii
Lineage: Eukaryota; Oomycota; Peronosporomycetes; Peronosporales; Peronosporaceae
Source: the annotation of a GenBank genome assembly